Molecule: messenger RNA, 1365 nt
Organism: Symsagittifera roscoffensis
Lineage: Eukaryota; Metazoa; Xenacoelomorpha; Acoela; Convolutidae
Exons: 5
Coding region: 289-1059 (256 amino acids)
Source: RefSeq, a predicted model, not a curated record
CUGGAGGUCAAAAUGCGCGGCUAUUUUGUUAGCAUAACGUGGCUGGUGUAAAUGCUUAAAAUAACUAACUUUAUUGGAAUCCACCGAGCUCUUGAGCAUUUAUUUCCCAACAUUCCCAAUUGCACUGGCUGCUGUCAAGCCCAUUUUACUCUCGAUCUAGCCACUGUCAAAGAAUGUUUCAAACGAAAACCAGUUUAAUUUGAGCCAAACUGCCAAUUGUUACAACUUUGCUUUGAAACAAACCGCUUUGACCAGUCCUUGUUAAAAAUCCUCGUUCAAAAUCCAGCAAUGUCAAGUGAUGGUCGAUUGGGUAAGAUCCUGGAGACGUUGGAGAGUCUCCUCCUGGACAGCAGCUCGCGCCAGGUGCGUGUAAUGCUGGUGGGCAUGAAGGGGUCUGGGAAGAGUCUGUUCCGCCAGGUGUUGUUCCACGAGGCAGGCGACGAGAGACUGAGGGAGAAGUUCAAUGAGUUGGAGAGGAAGAGGAAGGGCAGUGAUGGAAUUGCGAGGACUUGUGUCACUUUGAACGACAGGAGUUCGGUGGACAUAGCGUACAAGCGGUUUGAAGAGGAAGAUUACGAGUGGGAGGACAAGAGUGUGAAGCUGCACAUUGUGGAACCGGACAACGAGAUCAGAGACGAGAAACAGAUCAUGGCCAUGUUGCAACACGUGGACGCCGUCGCCGUCUUCCUCGAUUGUGCGGAGAUGAAGGGUAAGCAUGAUUUUGGAGCGAAUGGGUGGCUGCCGUAUUAUGAGAAGCUGGACCAGUUCCCACCCAUGCUCUUCAUCUACAACAGGAAGGAUCCCAAGGCAAGGAGUGCCUCCCUCAGCAAAGACGGGGCAAGAUCAGUGCUGAACUACGAAAAAAUCAUCAGUAAAUCGCGCUACCAGAUUUUGGAGCUGGAGUUGGACAAUGUGACUUCGGAGAGAAACAGGACGGCCAUAGUAAGCGCCUUACUGAGACAGGGGACUCUGGAUGCUGCACUAGCAAUGCCGAAGCCAAAUCCCAAGGUUAUUGUCGACAUGGAUGCCAUACCGAAACGAAGUGUGCAGGCAGCCUAAAUAUUCAAAUGAAUGAAAAAUUCUACUACAGCGCAUUCAUCUCCAGUUUUAAGGCUCGCAUCAAUUAGCGUGUUUCAGUUUAUAACGAUAAAUAACAUUGGCUCAACUUGUUCCAAGAAAAAGCGUUUGUGCUGAAUGGAUUAUUUAUCGGAGAAACACGCUUUUAUGAUUCCCCAGUGAUGUAAUUAGAAUAAACCAUAGAUUGAAAGUAUUUUGAUUUUCAAUGCCUUUGCACUUGUAGUGUAGAUUAUUGUUUUCCCUUUUGCACUCUUAACUUCUCGAGACUAAAUAAAGAUACUUUGACCA